UUUCCCUACAGAGAGACAGAGUGCUAAGAAGUUGUAGGGUGCCCUGUCUUAUCAUAGCAGUUGGGUGGACCAGAUCCUCUUGAUUUGCAUUGUUGUUAACUGGAAUACAUAAAUAUAAAUAAAAAAAGUUUUGAUGAUGUAUAGAGUAUUGGUUAAAUGUUUGCUAAAUGAUUGUAUUGGCCAAAAUGCAUCCAAGAUGUGAUAAGAAUAUCUUAUUUAAAGAUGGGUUAUUUGUCAUUUUUCACGAAACACAACUGGGAAUAUACAAUGGAAGGGUUACAUAUACAUGUGGAAUGGUGGUUGGUAAUGGCUGUUGUUUAUAUUCAAUAUAAUGUAAACAUUUUACUUUUUAAAGUUUGACACACUGAUCUCACGAUUCAAGUGAUCAAUAUGCAAUUUACAGAGUUACUUCACACCACUUAACCUUUUCUUCAUUCUUACACCUAUACAGUCAUUCUACAAAAAGCGAAUAUUAUUAAAUUCCGAGGCCAUGAUACAACUGAUUCAUUCAAUGAUUAGCUAAGGGUUGGUACCAAAAGUUUUGAAAUAAUGAGUUAAUUUUAUUAAGGGGAAGGGGUUAAUGACAGUUUUGUAGAUAUUUAAAACACCAAAUCAGCUUUUUCAAAUUUCAUUAUAUGGAUGGAAAGGGGAGGGCAAAACCAAAAGAACUUCAACAUUUUGACAUCAUCCCUACCCAAAUGUAAUUUUUGUAAACAAAUUUUCAAGUAUACAUGUAAUAAAUCUAAAUCAUACAGUCACUAGAAAUAGACGGAAAAACUGCGCAAUUUUUAUUGAUACAGGACACACAGAAAAUCUAAUCUAAAAACAUAGCACAAAAACUAAAAUCUGAAUAAAAUUGAUUGUACGAUGAUGAAGCUAAAAAAAUACUAGUUUCUGCAUCUUUAUCUCAAGUACAAUAAACAAAAUUUGGAAAUAAACAAAUAAAUAAAUAAAUAAAAAAUAAAUAAAGAAAUAAAUUCAUCAUGUUGGACAUUUUGAAAGAUAUGUUAUAUAAAAUAUAUUCUUUAUAUUAUACAUUUGUUUCUUUAUUCAACCAUAAACACAAAAUCGACAAUGAUUCAAGUGAAAGUAAUACACCUGAAAAAAUCACAGAUGAGGCCAUAGUGACAAAUGCAGAAUUUGGAAAUGUCAUGAAUGAAGCCAGACAGUGUGAACCAUGUAUGGAUGGCAACCGAGGAACAUGUACUCUUGAACUGGAGGAUCAAGUAUCUAUACUUUUUGGUUUUGAUGGAGUAAAACGCGUUGGUCUUAAACCAAAUGAAACCAAUUUCUCUAUCUAUUUACAUGACAAAGAUGAUGAUUCAACUAAAAUGAAAAUCAAAGAGAAAUAUCCUCAGCACAAGUUCAAUUUUCGGGCUUCACCUAGAACAAAGUCAUUUUCAUUAGGAUGUGCAGUAAUGGGAGAGAGAAUUGGUGGUACACCAACAAUGGGCACCUUAGGUGGCCACAUAAGCUUCAAUUCAAACAUAUAUGGACUGACAUGUCAUCAUGUUGUAAAGGGUGUGCCUCAUGGAGGGGCGGUUGGAGUAUACAAGAAUGAACAAGCUCGAAUAACAUGGGAUCCAAUAGGUACAGUGGAAUGUACUAUUGCACAUGACCAUCCUGGCAAACAAGUGGAAACAUAUGAUAUCGCACUUAUUAAGAUGGCAAAACCCCAACAAGAUGACUGUAGAAGUUGUGAAACAGACACAAUUGAUGGUUUGACACAGCAAAGAAAUGAAAAUCAAGCUGUUGGUGAAAUCACAGUUCAUAAGAAAGGAGCAGUAACUGGGGAAACAGAGAGUAUCAUAUCAGAUCUUCGAUACGCUGGCAAAAUUCCUUUUGAGAUAGAUGGAAUCACAAAAGAUGUUACACUUCUGAGGGCAAUUCAGAUAAAAAAUGAUGGCCCAAUACCCUUCGCUAAAAAGGGCGAUAGUGGAUCAAUUGUCUACCAUCGAGAUGACAGUAAAAAUUUAGUUAUUGGGAUGUUCUAUGCCCUAGAAACAACAGAUGAAGGGAACUUUGCUUAUGCUUUCCCACUGCAGAAUGCUUUAGAGAAGUUAAAGGAUAUGUACCCAGAUAUUUUGCGAGAUGCUACAUUUGGACCAAAUGGAAAUGUUAAGUUUACAUGCUAUGGUGAGAUAUGUCAAGAAGCUAUGGAAAUAUAGACAACAUAGACAUAGUAUGAUGAAAACCUUAUGCAAAUUGUGUGAUAUAAAUAAUGAAUAAGAUAUAUAUAAAUAAGUAUUUAUUUGCUCAAACUGUUGAGUGCUUACACAGUAUUUACAUUUUAGAUUGUGACUGCUUGCAUAUUAAAUAAAACAUAUUUAUUAAUUCAUACGAGUAUAUGAUAGAUGGCAACUAGUGGAGCAACUUGAAUGUCAGUGCUCGCCACUCACCCUUUGAACCUGUCUCAAUUGCUCCAGUGCGUUUUUUCAAACUCGGGCAGGCAGGCAUGUUUUAAUUGGUCUCCUAACACUCUUCGAGGGAGUUUUUCAAUUUUACAAUAUUCCCUCAUUUUUGCGAGCGACACUCGAUCACGAUCACUGUGGUAUUUUUAAUAUUUUUACUCGAGUGGCAUUUUUCUGCCGAGUUGCAUCACUAACGGCAACAUGGAUCGUUUGAUUGAUGUAUGUAGCAUGUUAUUUCUUGUUAUUUGUUAUUCCGUAACUAUAGUUGUUAUUCAUUACAUUGAUGAUAAUAAAUCUAUGAUUGAUCAGAUA
This is a messenger RNA of Owenia fusiformis, 2723 nucleotides long. The record is from the annotation of a GenBank genome assembly. NCBI's taxonomy places the organism in Eukaryota, Metazoa, Annelida, Polychaeta, Sabellida, Oweniidae.